UUUUCAGCUACCGGGCAUUGAGUGUGUACAAAAGACGUCAGUAGUGUAUUCUUUGCAAAAGCAUUUCCACAUCUGCCUGACUGCCUGUCGUCAGUGGUUGUUUGAGAGCUAAACAAAAGAGCGGAGAACAAAAAAAAACUGAAAGCAUUCCGACAUUUGGCCAACACAACGCAGAAAACUAAGUGCAUCAUCAUCGGUCAGUCACAACGGGUACAGAGUGUGGAAAAGACCUAACAGAUACAAUUCCUUUACUCCAAAGAAAAAGUGAAAAUUGGCAAAGAAAAACAUCCAUUUAAUAUUGGCCAGUUGGUUGUUGUGGUGUCAAGUGAAAACCGAAAAUAGCAAAUUGGAAUUCUUCUGGCUGCAUAACACAAAUAUAAGUGAAAUUUCAAAUUGUCCAACAGAAGAACAUUGAACCCAACAAGAAGACAAGAAAUUACCAUUCACAUUUCCAAGUGCCUUGAAAAGAAAACUAAAAACAACAACAAUAAAAAAGAAGAAUACUAGAACUUUUGUAUAGAUACUCGUGGAAUUCAAAUGGAAAACUGACACACACGAACAACAUAAGGGAGGAAUAGUACUGCUGACAUACAUCCAUCUGCCUGGCUGUCUGCCUUUAUUGUGGGAACAUUGCAUAAUAAUAUUUUUUAAUUAUUUUGGCAUUUUAUUCAACAUUUUUACCCCCAAACGUUGCCAUCAAACCAUAGAGGCUUGUGUUGCUGUGAAAGAGCUUGACCAUAACCUUACCCAAUGGCUCGUCCAAUUAAUGAUAAUAUAAUCCCCAUUGCCGUGGGCAUUGUUGCUGUGGUAGCCGGUGCUGUCAUCGUCCAUUAUCUAAUUAAUAAGAAAUCCACAAAGAAAUCCCGCCCAGAACCAAAUAGAACGGCACGCCUACGCACCCUGAUCGAUGCCAAUGACAAAUAUCAGCUGCCCUUGAUCGAAAGAGAAGAGCUGAGUCAUGAUACCCGGCGUUUCCGUUUUGGUUUACCCUCACAUCAGCAUAUUUUGGGUCUGCCCGUUGGCCAGCAUAUUCAUUUGAUUGCCACCAUUGACAGUGAAUUGGUGAUACGUCCCUACACCCCCAUCUCGUCGGAUGAUGAUGUUGGCUAUGUGGAUUUAGUUGUUAAGGUUUACUUUAAAGAUGUCCACCCCAAAUUCCCGGCUGGUGGUAAAAUGUCCCAGUAUUUGAAUCAAAUGAAAAUUGGCGAUAAAAUUGCCUUCCGUGGUCCAUCGGGUCGUUUGCAAUAUUUGGGCAAUGGCAACUUCUCCAUUAAGAAAUUGCGCAAAGAUCCUCCCAAGACUGUGACAGCCAAACGUGUCAACAUGAUUGCCGGCGGUACUGGUAUUACACCCAUGUUGCAAUUGAUCCGUGAUGUUUUGAAACACAACGAGAAGGAUAAGACCGAAUUGGCUUUGUUGUUUGCCAAUCAGAGCGAAAAAGAUAUUUUGUUGCGCAAUGAAUUGGAUGAAUUGGCCAAGAAACAUCCUGAACAGUUCAAAGUAUGGUAUACCGUUGACAAGGCCACUGAAGGCUGGCCCUAUGGCGUGGGUUUUGUCAACGAAAACAUGGUUAAGGUUCAUCUAUUCCCUGCCGACGAUUCAACCAUUACCCUGAUGUGUGGCCCACCACCAAUGAUCAAUUUCGCCUGUAAUCCCGCCCUUGAUGCUCUGGGCUAUCACCCCGAUACUCGUUUUGCUUAUUAAACUGUGGCCACCAGUCAGUCUGAGUGUGUUUUUCUUAUACAAAUGUCAGUCGCCGCCAAAUUUUUGGUUAAGCACACCACUCCAUAUUUAUGCUGGGCCGGUGGUCACUGUUAUGCUUUAGCACUACUCAGGCAUAUAUAUUUUUGGAAGUAACAAGCAAGGUUUUUUUUAAUUUAAAAUUUAGUUAAAAUGAAUUGCAUUUUGUUAAGUAGUCACUCAUCAAUUGUUGUAAAAAAUUUGAAUUUGAACAUUUAAUUUUCUUCUAAGAAGCCAAAUUAUAAAAAAAAACAUUUGAUUAUUAGCUGUCAUAUGUUUGUUUUGAGAACAAACAAUAAACAUGAGAAACAAAUUAAAAUGUGAGAAAAAUAAACAAA
This is a messenger RNA of Musca domestica (house fly), 2078 nucleotides long. Its product is annotated as NADH-cytochrome b5 reductase 3. Gene Ontology annotation, molecular function: oxidoreductase activity; FAD binding. The record is from RefSeq and is a predicted model, not a curated record. The transcript is spliced from 4 exons. Bases 751 to 1704 code for a protein of 317 amino acids. Gene Ontology annotation, cellular component: mitochondrion. Lineage: Eukaryota; Metazoa; Arthropoda; Insecta; Diptera; Muscidae.